Messenger RNA from Alligator mississippiensis (American alligator), 3838 nucleotides. It is a transcript of the gene ADO, whose product is annotated as 2-aminoethanethiol dioxygenase. Gene Ontology annotation, molecular function: oxidoreductase activity, acting on single donors with incorporation of molecular oxygen, incorporation of two atoms of oxygen. Lineage: Eukaryota; Metazoa; Chordata; Crocodylia; Alligatoridae. The transcript has a single exon. Gene Ontology annotation, cellular component: mitochondrion. The record is from RefSeq and is a predicted model, not a curated record. Bases 10 to 747 code for a protein of 245 amino acids.
GCAGCGGUGAUGCCCCGGGACAACAUGGCCUCGCUGAUCCAGCGAGUGGCGCGGCAGGCCCGCCUCACCUUCCGCGGCUCGGCGCCGGGGCCCGGCUUCGGCGAGAACCUGCACCGGCUACAGCAGCUGCUGAACGAGGUGCGGGCCGAGGAUCUGCGCCUGGCGCCGCGCGGGCCGGCGGCCGUGCCGAUGCCGAUGCCGGGGCCGGGGGCGGCGGCGGCGGCGGCGGCGCCGCCCGUCAGCUACAUGCACAUCUGCGAGACCGAGAGCUUCAGUAUGGGCGUGUUCCUGCUGCGGAGCGGGGCCUGCAUCCCGCUGCACGACCACCCGGGCAUGAACGGCAUGCUGAAGGUGCUGUACGGCACCCUGCGCAUCGCCUGCCUUGACCCGCUGCCACCCGCGGCCGCGCCUCCUUCCCCCGGCCCGGCCGGGCCUCGCCGCCGCGCCCUGCUCCGUUCGCGCCAGCUCUACACGCCAGCGUCGCCGCCCUGCCUGCUCACGCCGCACUCCGACAACCUGCACCAGAUCGACGCCGUGGACGGGCCCGCUGCCUUCCUUGACAUCCUGGCGCCGCCCUACGACCCCGAACACGGCCGGGACUGCCACUACUACCGUCUUCUCGAGGCACCGCCCCCGGGCGCCGACCCGCCUGCGCUGCCUCGCGAGGUGUGGCUGCUUGAGACCCCGCAAGCCGCGGAUUUCUGGUGUGGGGGGGAGCCCUACCCCGGCCCCAAGGUCUCCCCUUGAAGCUGGUGCUGCCCCCAGUGUGUCUGGCUGCCGCCCCCCACUCGGGGAUCAGGGCCUCUGUCCUCUCCCUCAGCCGCCAGAACAGCAGCAGGAAGCCAACAGAAGAUUCACUGGGGAGGCCUGGCAGGGAAUCUGGCUCCUGCCCUGGAUCUCUGGCUGUCCAAACGCCAUAGUGACCAGUCCCCACCCCCUUUGAAGUAAUAAUAGCCACAAAGCCAGGCCCUGCUCCCCGAAUGCAGAAAGCCACUUUCAGCCCCUACCCCAGGACAGGCCAAUGUGUUGGGAGAUGUGUUUGCAUGCGCUUUUCACAGUUUCAUUUCAUCUGUUCAGCUCUCUGGCCCCAAACAUGAAGUGUCUGUCAGGUGGGGAGGAUGAGCAGCAUUUCCAGCCUCUGUGACGAAUGCAUAAUUGCAGCAGAAACAGCUUCCCACGCGUGACCCCUGCCUUGGUGGAGUGGACUCACCGAGGGUGGAAAUCUUUCUUUUUUUCUGCAACUGAUGCACACAGACACAUAUCAAGGAGAGCAGUGUCUGGGGCAGAUUACGGCACCUUUUCCCCACCUAUGUCACCAGAAGUCUACCAGCAAAUCAAUGCUCGACUCUGGGAACCAGGAUGGAUGAGAUACACUACGUGAUCUCCUGUGCUUCCUCAGGGCCAUAAGAGAGUGCUGCUUUGGUGGUAGCUGUGUCUUGCUCUCCCAGCUAACAAAUAAACGAUAUCCAGCCAGUACUACCCCUGUGAACACGGAUUGUAUCUGCUGGAAAACUACACGUAGGAGACUCUUUACCUCUGGGCACUUGCCUCCUAGGAGUGGAGGCCAAUAAAGUGAUCAAGUGUAUUUAUUUGCUUUUGACAGAUGCGGUGAUAAGGAAGAGGCUCUCUCUAAACUUACACACAACUGAAUGUUAAAAAAAAAAUACCAGUAUCCUGUCUCACUACUUAGAGCUACUUUUGUGCAGGGAAAAAGGGUCAUAAAGUUGGGAGAAUAGAUGCAAUAAGAAACAUUUCAUUUUUCUAUAAGGCAUGUUAAUAGUAGAGAGCCCUGAAAACUAAGUGGUAUUUCUGGCCUCUAAUAUCAUUAACAAUAUUUUCUCAAACACUGUUUACUUUGUAAGUAGUAAUGAAUUUGUGCUGCUGCCUCACCUUAUUAAGCUAAUGGGCAAGGGAGGGGACAGGGGAGUCUUCUGUCAUGGGUCUGUUGGGGAUUGUCUCUCUGAAAUGAGUUUCAAGAGCUGUAUGGAAUUAGCAAGAAACAAAACAACCUGAGCCAGGAAAUGCUACUAGAACAAUAACUAACCAUUUCUGGGAUUACAGUUAGUGAAAUUAAGGUCUGCCAUACUGUUGAGACAUGGCUGGGUUAAGAAUUACUUUUAAAAGAUUUCUUAACACAUUAAUCUUUUGCUGUUGAAGCUGAAAAUUCCUAAAUGUCUUUGCUAUUUCUGGUUGCAUAUCUUUUUUCAGUUUGGAUAAAAAGAAUAGAUUAGUCAGCUUCUAAUCAAGUUCAUUUUGAAGUUCUCAUGCAGCAGUGUUUUGGGUGUAAACUGUGGGAGAAUGUUUUUGUUAAUUUUUCAUUGCACAUAGGUCUCAUGGAAACUCUUCUGGGAUGUUGGGUUCUAAAAAAUACACAAUCCCUAAAUUUGAAAUUGAAUUUGACCGAUAUCAUAUCUUUACGUAAGGCUUAGUUUUAUACGUAUGAUACUUACUUUAAGCUUUUUAAGCCUUGUGGUUUCCCUCUUUCUACUGUUUAUAAAAAUUACUUUUUCAUAAGUGUUUUAAUAAAUAUAGUAUAGAAAAAUGCAGUGAAUUUUGCCUUGCUAUAGUGUACACAGUCUUAAGGUGUAGUUUGCCCAUGGUGUUGGGGGUAUGCCUUUCUAGCAAGGGUCAUUCUACUAUUGAAAUAUUCUACUAUUGUUUUCUACUACUGAAAUAUUCUGUUUAUACUGCAAGAAAAGGUUUUGUAAUGUGCCUGCAUAUCUUAAUGCACACUUUGUACCAGAGACCCAAAUGUGGGUAGCCUUGACUCUUCUGGUCUUGAAGCAGUGACUUGAACAGAAAAAAUAUUGACUUACCAACCUCACAAAUGAUGUACCAACCUGAUCCAGAAAUUUUUCCAUCACACUUAUUAUUUCUUCUUUGCUUUUUGUAUUUGUAAAAGCAGAUUUUGUUUUUCCCUGUAUAGCUGCUUAUACAUGAGAAUUUUAAACUAAUCCUGAUGUGGCUUUAAUCUUCAAGGGUUAUUUUCCAUUGUCUGCAAAAGAUUGGACGUGAAUUAUAUUAAGCAUUAUAUAUGCAAAUCUUUAAUUCUUUCUAGAGCAUAAGGUGAAAAUUAUUUUAUGCAGUUCGCAUUUAUUUUUCUGGCACUUCAAAGUGUCAGAUAUUUCUACAGCUGUGUUGCCUACUUUUCCUGGAAUUCCGUUGCAGUUUACAGUUGUGCAGUAGGUUCCAGCAUUCUUCAUCUUAUUACUUAACUGUAGUACAGUUCUUUAGCACAUUACUGCAUGUGAUUCAAACUCUGCUCUUUAACACUAACGAAGACCUUAAUCGUUUUUCAGACUUCAGUAUGUGAAAUAGUAGUGCAAGCACCUCUACUAGAAAAACAAACUGCUACAAAAAGCAUUUUUAUCUAACCUAUUUUAACUUCCUAGGUGUCUCAAUUAUUUGAAUUUGAAGCUAGCCAGCAUGUUUAAUAGGAUGUGACUUUAAUGCAUCUUUAGUAUAGAGGACAGCAGCAGUCCCCCAUCCUCACAGGAUGAUGUAAGAAUGAUCACAGCAAAACGUUUACUAUAUCAGGGUUAAAAGGACCAGUAUUAAAACAGGUCACAGUACCAGGAAGAAACCAAAUACAACCUAAGAUGCAUUAAAGAAAAGUCUGUACAACUUUUUGUCCAAACCUUUGUAUAUUUAGAAAUUAAUCAUAAAUUUGGAAGGGACCUCAAGGGUCAAAACUUAUUGCAGAUGUUCCUGAUAUCUGUAAACAGAAGGUUUAAGUCAGCAUUAUUGUUCUUUCUCUCUGCAGUCUGGUUGUUGUGUUUUCAUAACAGCAAAAAUGAUUGUUACUGUUCAGCUAUAGAAUAAAUGCAGGAUAUCUCGA